This is a messenger RNA of Melampsora larici-populina 98AG31, 420 nucleotides long. RefSeq lists its product as uncharacterized. NCBI's taxonomy places the organism in Eukaryota, Fungi, Basidiomycota, Pucciniomycetes, Pucciniales, Melampsoraceae. Bases 1 to 420 code for a protein of 139 amino acids. The transcript has 2 exons. The record is from RefSeq and is a predicted model, not a curated record.
AUGACCUUUAAUCAAGACGUAAACUGCAUUCUUGCAGAACACGAGCAAAAUCAACAAAAUCAGGAGGAGAUAGGAAGCACUAGUAGAGGAAGAGGAAACAUCAAGAGAGGGAAAGGUCGAGGAAGAGGGAAGAGAGGAAAGAGAGGUGGAACUAGCGGAACAACAAGAAUCACCAGAGCGAUCACAGCAACAAAAGGUAAAGAACGGCAACCUAAAGAUGAAGACACAGAAGAAGAAGAAGAGGAAGAAGGAAAAGAAGAUAGGAAAGAAAGUGAGAGUAGUGAGUUGUCAGACGGAGGAAACGGAAUAGAAGGAGUAGAAGGAGGUGAAGAUGAAAACGAAGAAGGGGCUUACGAAGAGGAUCACAUAGAUCUAGUAAACCCUAGAAACAGUCAGGGUGAUAUCCCAGUUAUUGACUAA